Penicillium lagena is the source of this 1656-nucleotide messenger RNA. RefSeq names its product MFS transporter. Lineage: Eukaryota; Fungi; Ascomycota; Eurotiomycetes; Eurotiales; Aspergillaceae. Gene Ontology annotation, biological process: transmembrane transport. The record is from RefSeq and is a predicted model, not a curated record. Gene Ontology annotation, molecular function: transmembrane transporter activity. The transcript is spliced from 7 exons. Bases 1 to 1656 code for a protein of 551 amino acids.
AUGGAGAAACCCGUCCCGGCCAAGGAGGACUCUCCCAUUUCCUCCUUGAACAGCCACGAUGCGAUCUCGACCACGCAGCAAGACAACAGAGUUGAGAAGCGCUCGCUGGAGCGUACAGAUACUGUCAAAGACCUGCAGCUCGAUGGACUAGAUCCUAUCUACGCUGCAAAGGUGCAUUGCCUGAACCAGGCUUUGAGAGACAUUGGUAUGGGACGCUACCAGUGGUGCCUGUGGUUCCUGACUGGAUUCGGGUGGAUGGUGGACAAUAUGUGGGAGCAGUGUAUUGCUGUUAUUCUCCCAGUAAUCAUCCUGGAAUUUAACCCUAAAUACUCUGCUAUGCUGGGUAUAGGCCAGCAAAUUGGUCUUAUUAUAGGUGCUACCGUAUGGGGUCUAAGUUCGGACACCAUCGGACGGCGAAUUGCGUUUAAUAUGACCCUUGCAAUUGCUUCCAUCUUUAGUACGGCAUCAGCAGGAGCUCUAAAUUUCGUCGCAAUAGACGCGCUUUUGGGCGUUGCUGGUAUUGGCAUCGGUGGCAACCUUCCUGUUGACAGCGCCAUCUUCAUCGAAUUCUGCCCUGCUUCACAUCAAUGGCUGCUCACCGUCAUGUCUAUAUGGUGGUGUUUUGGACAGGUUUUCGCCUCCCUGAUUGGAUGGCCAUUCAUUGUGAACUUCUCCUGCCCUACAUCAACGGAACCGGGACACUGUCCGCGGUCAGAGAAUAUGGGUUGGCGCUAUACAAUCAUCGUAUUAGGAUUUGUCACAAUCGCUAUGUUUGUUGUCCGAACUUUUGUCUUCAAGCUUUACGAGUCACCCAAAUUUUACCUCGCCCACGGUCAGGACGAGAAAGCGCUAGAUGUUGUCUUCUCCUUGGCAAAAUAUAACGGCGUCCCAGCUCCCGACAUUUCUCUGGAGAAACUCCAGCGCAUCGAAAACGAAACCCGAGGGCGCCUAGGCCUGCAAGGGUCCCCUGAAGCGGACCAGACUCGUCGGCUAAGCAGGAGACAGCUGAUAGCACACAACCUUCGGGAACUCAAAGGCAACCAUCUCAAGGCGCUUUUCAGCAAUAAGAAGAUGGCCUACUCGACCACAGUCAUCGUUCUUAUCUGGGGACUGAUCGGAAUUGGCUAUAAUCUCUUCAACGUCUUUCUACCGGUCUAUCUCGAAACGCACGGCACGGGCAGCUCGGGCGGGAAUAACUCGCUGAACAUAACCUACCAACACUACGCGAUCACUUCUGUGUGCGGGAUUCCCGGCUCACUCAUCGGUGGCUGGCUCGUCGAGCAGAAAUGGGUCGGUCGAAGGGGCACCCUAGUCGGGUCCACCUUGAUAACCGGCAUCUUCUUAUUUUGCUAUACCCAGGCCACCACUGCUUCCGGCGUCCUAGGCUUUUCAUGUGGCAUCUCCGUCACUCAGAACUUGAUGUACGGUGUGCUUUACGCCUACACUCCAGAGGUAUUCCCGGCUCCACAUCGAGGAACUGGUAUCGGAAUUGCAAGCGCUUUCUGCCGCAUCUGUAACACAAUGGUCCCGAUUAUUGCUUCAUUUGUAGACCUAAGAUCUAGCGCGCCCAUGUGGGUUAGCGGUACCAUGUUGCUCUCUGCUGGCACGUUGGCCAUGACUCUGCCAUAUGAGCCCAACGGCAAGAACAGUGUGUGA